UCUUUUUCUCUCAUUCAGAUCUCUUUGCUAUAAUAUUAUCUGAUAUCAGAAUGAGAAAGCCAGACCAUCCUUCUGGGAAGAACAACAACGUUAACUCGUCAUCGUCUUCGAACAAUAACAAUAAUAAUAAGCUGAGAAAAGGGCUGUGGUCCCCCGAAGAAGAUGACAAGCUGAUGAACUACAUGCUCAACAAUGGCCAAGGCUGCUGGAGCGAUGUGGCCAGAAACGCAGGGCUGCAGCGCUGCGGAAAGAGCUGCCGUCUUCGUUGGAUCAAUUACUUGAGGCCUGACCUCAAGCGCGGCGCUUUCUCACCCCAAGAAGAAGAACUCAUCAUCCAUUUGCACUCUCUUCUUGGCAACAGGUGGUCUCAAAUUGCGGCACGCUUACCUGGAAGAACCGACAAUGAAAUCAAGAAUUUUUGGAACUCAACAGUGAAAAAACGACUCAAGAACUUGUCAUCUUCGUCUACAACCUCACCGAACACAAGUGACUCUUCGUUUGAGCUCAAGGACUCGAUUUCUUCCAUGGAUGCUCGGCUUAACAUUCCUUGCAGCAGCACUACCAGGCAAGAAAACGGCAUGUUUUCUACGUCUCUGAACCACUUGAUCAGACCAUUCCCAGCCAUGCAGCAACUCGAUCAUCAUCAUCAUGGGCUUAACAACAUGUUUGGUUCCAGUAAUGGGUUCUUGAGUAAUCAUAAUCCAAUAUCACAGAUUGGAAUGGUUAGUAAUAAUAAUGAUUAUCCUCAUGGUCUUUUUGGAGAAGUUAAUGGAGUUUUUGGCAGUGGUACUGAUAUUGGGUUAGAAGGAGAGCUUUUUGUUCCUCCAUUGGAGAGUGCCAGCACUGAUCAAGAGAUCAGUCACCAUCACCAUCACCAUCACCAAAAAUCAUCAGUACUAGUUCAUGACAGGAUUAACAUGAGUAAUAACAACAGUAGUAGUGUCAAAGCUGAAAAUAAUGGUGAUGAUCUUCGUUAUGAUCAUGGGGUUGAGAGUUAUUUCCAGGCUGAGCUAACAGUUGGGGAGUGGGACUUAGAGGAUUUGAUGAAAGAUGUUUCGAGCUCAUUUCCCUUUCUUGACUUCCAACUCGAAUAGUUAAUUCAUUUCCAUUCCACACACACUUAAUUUUCUUUCCAUUUUUCCAAACACCACAAUUGUUUUUCUCUCAUCUCCAUCUCUCUCUCUUACAUUUUUAGUGUUUUUUUUAAAUCAAAUCCUUUUGUUUUCCCAAAAUACAUAGACACCAGAAGUAGAAUAAGUAACACCCUUUUACAACACUGAUGAACUCAGCUGGUUUUUGGAGUUUAGAAACCAUGGAAUGAGCUAGCACAACUGGUGUGAUAAUAAAGGUCACAAUGGGGGGUAUAUAUAUAAUAUCAAGUGACCAUAUCAUAUAUAUAUAUAUAUAUUACAGUCUUGUAUAUGUAUCUGGAUUUGCCAAUAUAUAUAUAUGAUGAGCUUCAACCAUGUCAUCAUAAAUAUAUAUAUAUAUAUAUAUAUACAAUAAAAUUAGUAUGUAUACUUGUGAAGAAAAGAGAUGUGAAUAUAGCUUCAUGAAAAGUACGUACGUAGAAGAAAGAGGUUUUAAUUUUUUUUUAAUCAAAGAUUUAAUAAUUAGUUGGUAUGUAUAGAAACUUUUAAUUACUUAAUUAGUACUCUGAGAUGUACAAAACAAUGUUUGAGAGAGGUGCGGAAGUUGUUAUUAGUGGGUGACAAAAAGUAGUAGGUUGUAUUAAAUAUUACACAUUUCAUGAAUAUAUAUAUGAACUUUUCUCUCUUUUUUCUCA
Molecule: messenger RNA, 1786 nt
Organism: Humulus lupulus (European hop)
Lineage: Eukaryota; Viridiplantae; Streptophyta; Magnoliopsida; Rosales; Cannabaceae
Product: transcription factor MYB46
Exons: 2
Coding region: 51-1094 (347 amino acids)
Source: RefSeq, a predicted model, not a curated record